AUGACGAGGCUCGCAUUCUUCUUCGUACUUUUCGUUUGUUUUUUCGUAGUUCACGCCGGGGAGGUGAACAUAUAUUGGAAUAUCACAUAUGCCACAGCGAAUCCGAAUGGACUGUUUGAGAGAAGGGUGAUUGGAGUCAACAACACCUGGCCUCCGCCCCCCAUCACCGUCCAGGCCGGAGACGUCAUUCGGAUGCAUGCAUAUAACGGAUUGGGUGAUAUACCUACAACCUUACACUUUCAUGGAAUGUUUUUCAAUCAGACCAACUUCUAUGACGGGGCGAUGGGCAUAACGCAAUGUGGCAUUCCCCCUGGAGAAGAGUUUAUAUACGUCGUUAACACUACUACACAGGUUGGGACCUAUUGGGUUCAUGCACAUUCAUUGGGGCAAUAUGUUGACGGACUCCGAGCCCCCGUGGUGAUAUUACCGGUCGAAAAGCCGACAUACACGGAUGAGUAUACCGUUGUAUUGUCUGAUUGGUACCAUACUAAACACUCGGACUUGAUGUUGACUUAUAUGAGCAAAAAUAAUCCGAUGGGUGCCGAGCCUGUCCCUGAUAGCGCCGCCAUAUACGCCAUACACAACAAUACUUAUCUUCCUAUGUUCAACGAAAAUGUCACUAUUCCGUUUUCGCCGGGAAGUACUUAUCGGAUAAGGAUCAUCAACAUGGGCGCCUUUGGCAUGUUUCAUUUCAAGAUUGACGGUCAUGAGAUGUCAGUCAUCGAGGUGGAUGGUACAGAUAUACAACCUUUAUCCGUGGACAGUUUGUCUUUGUCGGUCGCCCAGAGGUAUUCUGUCUUGGUCACAGCUCGUAAUGAAACAAAUUCGAAUUGGCAUAUGCAUGCGAAUUUCGAUCCGGAUAUGUUUGAUAAAGUUCCAGACAAUUUAAUGCUUAAUUACACGACUUCCAUCACAUAUGACUCCAAAGCCUCAAUGUCACCAGAUCAACCAUUCACAGUAUAUGAGAUGACAGACGACACGAGGUUCCAACCACUUAUCGUACAACCUAUUCUCAGGCCAACGCGACCGAUUGAACUGAACGCUUUCUUUGUCACUUUCGAAAACGGUAUGAACCGAGCCUCGUUCAAUAAUGUUACUUUUGUACCACCCCUGGUGCCAACCACUAUGACAGUGGAUUCUGCACCAUUUGAGGCUCUCACAAAUGUUGCUAUAUAUGGACCUCAGAGCAACAUAUAUUUGGUGGAGAAUUUUGACGUAGUGGAAUUGAAAGUUCUCAAUUGGGACUCUGGAAAUCAUCCUUUCCACCUCCACGGCCAUAAGUUUCAAAUAGUUGGAAAACAGAUGAACAUCAAUGAUCAGUCACUCAUAGAUGAAAAUCAACUCAAUCCAAUGAGGCGAGAUACUGUGCAAAUCCCCGGAGGCGGUUCAGUCACACUUCGCUUUAUAGCCGACUCUCCUGGUAGUUGGUUCUUUCAUUGUCACAUCGAAUGGCAUCUAGAGUCGGGGCUAGCAGCGAUAGUUCUGGUAGCACCAACAGUCAGUCAAUCAAACAUCCCAGUCCCAACAUUCAUGAAAGAUCAUUGCAAAAAACUUGGAAAACCAUACUCGGGUAAUGCUGGCGGUGUAUCGGGAUCAUCGAUCUACGAUCUUUCGAAUGCCCCACAUGGUCCCUAUCCCCAAAAUCCAGGCUUUCAUACCAAAGGAAUUCUUUCAAUUGCAGCGUGUAUUGCUUCUUCUUUGAUCGGUGUCAUCACAAUCAUCUGGUAUACAAUGGGUGAACAAUUCGAAGAGGAAGAUGUGAAAAUUGAACUAGAGGAGAAAAUAGCGAGCAAAGCGGCUAAACGUCAAAAACUAUUGAGCACUGGAAAUACAUUGAUGAGGAUCGUAGGAUCUUCGAACUCACGUCGAAGAAGAUCUUGA
Melampsora larici-populina 98AG31 is the source of this 1881-nucleotide messenger RNA. Its product is annotated as multi-copper oxidase laccase-like protein. Gene Ontology annotation, molecular function: copper ion binding; ferroxidase activity. Gene Ontology annotation, biological process: cellular response to iron ion starvation; reductive iron assimilation. Gene Ontology annotation, cellular component: high-affinity iron permease complex. Bases 1 to 1881 code for a protein of 626 amino acids. The record is from RefSeq and is a predicted model, not a curated record. NCBI's taxonomy places the organism in Eukaryota, Fungi, Basidiomycota, Pucciniomycetes, Pucciniales, Melampsoraceae. The transcript has 12 exons.